AUGGCGUACCGGCGGAAAUCUCCCCCUGUUGCACAGUUAAGUCUAUUUCGCCAAUUACAGUUGAUGUGCAAUGCCACUUCUUUGGGUUUGCCCUUUCAAGUUCAUAACGCACAGUCAUUGUUGGACCAGUUAAAAAUAAAUAAUGCUGCAACGUAUGCUCAGUUUACGAGGAAUGCUGCCCGUCAGGAUUUUUUUUCCAGGCGAGUGGUUGGUGGCUCUAGUGACUGCGCUCUCAUAACAGAUGCCCCAACAUUUACUCUACCCCUUCCAAAGUAUUUUAUUAAUCCUUCUGACACGGCUGAGGAUUUUGUGCCUCGCGUAUUUUAUCAUGGCUCCAUGGUGAAGCGCGGAGCCGAGCUCCGUGAUGAAAGCUACCUCCCACGUUGUGGAUUGACUGGACUGUUUUUUUCACGGGAGGAGGUUGUAGAUAACCUUCAAGCGGCCGCUGCCGAACUGGGAUUUAAGUCACCGUUUUGGAUUCGAAACGACCACCCAGCACUCGGCAACUUUCUUGAGCUUAAAGACGGGAGUGAAGCGAUAUGCCUAAGCCUCACAGCGGCCAUCACAAGUAUAGAUAACGUAGAGUCUUUUCACGAGGACCUUUGGCACCCUGUUCUUCGGCAGGCAGUUGGCUCAAAAGGGCCUGCGUUUGGAGACGAUGUUCCGCUUGGGAUGAACGCCUUUUCGGGCUUCGUUACAAAAAACCCUUUUGUGCAAAGCUUGCCUAAUCGUGGCGUCUGGAUCUCCCAGGAACAGUUCCUUCAAAACAAUUUACAGCUCAAGAGGAAGGCAUGUGCCUCACCGGGCAACCCAUUUGUGCUUGUCGAGGCGGAGCAAUGGGAGAUGCACAAUGCGGACCAACUCAGUGUUCCUGGAAGAUUAGCCUUACAGCGUUCUGUGGACAAAAGUUCUGAAAAUGUUUCCGCUUUCUCAUGA
Trypanosoma conorhini is the source of this 936-nucleotide messenger RNA. RefSeq lists its product as uncharacterized. The transcript has a single exon. The record is from RefSeq and is a predicted model, not a curated record. Bases 1 to 936 code for a protein of 311 amino acids. NCBI's taxonomy places the organism in Eukaryota, Euglenozoa, Kinetoplastea, Trypanosomatida, Trypanosomatidae.